Molecule: messenger RNA, 721 nt
Organism: Megalobrama amblycephala (Wuchang bream)
Lineage: Eukaryota; Metazoa; Chordata; Actinopteri; Cypriniformes; Xenocyprididae
Product: E3 ubiquitin/ISG15 ligase TRIM25-like
Exons: 1
Coding region: 143-721 (192 amino acids)
Source: RefSeq, a predicted model, not a curated record
CGUUUUAUUUUCUGUGACCUUUAGACUUUUACACACGUCACUUAAACACAGAACCAGGAAACUGGAUUCACCCGAAGUGUAUUUGACUGUUGAAGUUUAGUUGAGCUGUUGUGUGUUUGUGUCUCUUUAUUCAUACUAUAAAAUGGCAGAAGCCAGAAUUUCAGUGGAUCAGAAUGAGUUCCUGUGUCCAGUGUGUCUGGAUCUCCUGAAGGAUCCAGUGGCCAUUCCCUGUGGACACAGUUACUGUAAGAUCUGUAUUACAGGCUGCUGGGAUCAGGAGGAUCAGAAGAGAGUUUACAGCUGCCCUCAGUGUAGACAGACCUUCAGUCCAAGACCUGCUUUAGCUAAAAACACCAUGCUGGCUGAACUGGUGGAGAAACUGAAGAAGACUAAACUUCCUGCUGACUGUUACGCUGGAGCUGGAGAUGUGCAGUGUGACGUCUGUACUGAAAGAAAACACAAAGCCGUCAAGUCCUGCCUGGUGUGUCUGAACUCUUACUGUCAGAAUCACCUUGAACAACAUGAGAGUUGGUUUAAAGGAAAGAGACACAAUCUGACUGAUGCCACUGGACGACUGCAGGAGAUGAUCUGCCAGAAACAUGACAAGAUCCUUGAGGUUUUCUGUCACACUGACCAGAAGUGUGUGCUGUGUACGAUGGAUGAACAUACAAACAAUGAUACUCUAGCAGCUGCAGCACAGAGGACAGAGAAAAAGGUAUGA